GUCCAUCCCCGUCCCACCGCCAGCACCACGGCCGUCCCCUUUGUCCCCUGCCAGUGCCAGCAGUGGAGGCUGCACGCUCCAUCACUGCCCUGGCAUCCCGAGCGUGAGACCGGGCUGUGGGCGCUGCUGAUCCCUGCGGGACGGCGGCCAUGGCGCCUGCUCUCUCCACCGGAGCCAUCGUGGCAAUUUCUUUUAACUGUGUCAUUGCGCUGCUCAUCCUCAUCCUCUUCCUCAUCCUCUGCAAAGCCUGCAGGACCCCCUCAUGUCCCAAGAAGACCCCGGCUUCUGAUGUGGAUGAGUCAAGGAAUGAAGAGAAGUACCUGCUGCAGCCCUGAUCUGCCUGGGGUAUCCGGCUGUGCAGAAGGAGCUGUGCCACACUGGAUGCCUGUGCUGGGACUUGAGUGCUGGACCAGGCACGAUGAAAGCUGAGGGGACACCCAGCUGCUUGCAGGGGCUGUGACAAAGCCACAGUCCUUUGCCUUUG
This is a messenger RNA of Zonotrichia leucophrys gambelii, 484 nucleotides long. It is a transcript of the gene ENHO, whose product is annotated as energy homeostasis associated. Bases 150 to 335 code for a protein of 61 amino acids. The transcript has a single exon. The record is from RefSeq and is a predicted model, not a curated record. Lineage: Eukaryota; Metazoa; Chordata; Aves; Passeriformes; Passerellidae.